Molecule: messenger RNA, 2752 nt
Organism: Trichomycterus rosablanca
Lineage: Eukaryota; Metazoa; Chordata; Actinopteri; Siluriformes; Trichomycteridae
Gene: pabpc1a
Product: poly(A) binding protein, cytoplasmic 1a
Exons: 14
Coding region: 524-2422 (632 amino acids)
Cellular component (GO): cytosol; ribonucleoprotein complex; nucleus
Molecular function (GO): poly(A) binding; mRNA 3'-UTR binding; poly(U) RNA binding
Source: RefSeq, a predicted model, not a curated record
GUGGUGAGCGCGUGCCUGGGCCUCGGCUCACAUCUUAUAUAAAAAUCAAAAAUAACAAAAAAAAAUUAUAAAAUUUAACAAAAUCCAGAAAAAUCUGAAGGUCCGAGAAUCUGAUCAGGACUGUGAGUGAGCUCGUGGGUGAAGCGAUUCAGUCGGUAACUUUAGUCCCGAAACACCGCGGAGAGUUAGCGCACACGGCGGGUUAGCAUUAGCAUCGUUCUGACUGAAAAACAGGCUGUUAGCUGGUUAGUAUUAGCUUCAGUUCGGCGCAGUUUUAUUGAUUUGGCGUUUAAAAGGUUUAUUUUUAUCUGUUUGUAGUUUAGACUCUGAACAGAAAUCAUUUUAGAAUCUAAAGUUUAUUUAUAAUUCGGCUCAUUUUAGCUCGCGUGUUUUCGGCCUUCAGCUUUUAUCUAGUUAGCGAUUAGCGUUAGCAUCCCCGGUGUGGUAGUGAAUUUUGAGCCGGUGUUCAGGUUCGAUAGCGCGGUGUGUUGCUGUAUUACUCGGGCCUAUAGACUAGAUCAGGAUGAAUCCCAGCGCUCCCAGUUACCCCAUGGCCUCCCUGUAUGUGGGAGAUCUGCACCAGGACGUGACUGAAGCCAUGCUGUAUGAGAAGUUCAGCCCGGCCGGUCCGAUCCUCUCGAUCCGGGUGUGCAGGGACAUGAUGACCCGCCGCUCGCUGGGUUACGCUUAUGUCAACUUCCAGCAGCCUGCGGAUGCUGAGCGAGCCCUGGACACCAUGAACUUUGACGUGAUUAAGGGGCGUCCGGUGCGCAUCAUGUGGUCUCAGAGAGAUCCGUCCCUGAGGAAGAGCGGCGUGGGGAACAUCUUCAUCAAGAACCUGGAUAAAUCCAUCGAUAACAAGGCGCUGUACGACACCUUCUCAGCGUUCGGGAACAUCCUGUCCUGCAAGGUGGUGUGUGAUGAGAAUGGCUCUAAAGGAUACGGCUUUGUGCACUUUGAGACCCAUGAAGCUGCAGAGAGAGCCAUCGAGAAAAUGAACGGCAUGCUGCUGAACGAUCGCAAAGUGUUUGUCGGGCGCUUUAAAUCACGUAAAGAACGCGAGGCUGAGAUGGGUGCUCGCGCCAAGGAAUUCACCAACGUUUACAUCAAGAACUUCGGCGAGGACAUGGACGACGAGAAGCUGAAGGAGAUCUUCGGCAAAUUCGGUCCUGCUCUGAGUAUUCGGGUCAUGACCGACGACAGUGGAAAGUCCCGCGGCUUCGGCUUCGUGAGCUUCGAGAGACACGAGGACGCUCAGAGAGCGGUGGACGAGAUGAACGGGAAGGAGAUGAACGGGAAGCAGGUGUACGUGGGCCGAGCGCAGAAGAAAGGAGAACGCCAGAACGAACUCAAGCGCAAGUUUGAGCAGAUGAAGCAGGACCGCAUGACCCGCUGCCAGGGCGUGAACCUCUACGUGAAGAAUCUGGACGAUGGUCUGGAUGACGAGCGUCUGCGUAAGGAGUUCUCUCCGUUUGGAACCAUCACCAGUGCCAAGGUGAUGAUGGAAGGCGGGCGCUCUAAAGGGUUCGGCUUCGUCUGCUUCUCGUCCCCGGAGGAGGCCACCAAGGCGGUGACGGAGAUGAACGGCAGGAUCGUGGCCACCAAGCCUCUGUACGUGGCUCUGGCUCAGAGGAAAGAGGAGCGCCAGGCCCACCUCACCAACCAGUACAUGCAGAGGCUGGCCAGCGUACGUGCCGUGCCCAACCCCGUACUCAACACCUACCAACCCGCCCCGCCCUCCGGAUACUUCAUGGCUGCCAUUCCACAGGCACAGAACCGAGCUGCUUAUUACCAGAGCAGUCAGCUGGCACAGCUCCGCCCGGGUCCACGCUGGGCUACACAGAGCGUCCGACCUCAGCAUUUCCAGAACAUGCAGAAUGCCAUGCGUCCCGCAGCGCCGCGCCCUCAGGCCUUCAGCAGCAUGAGACCCGCUGCCAACCAGGUGCCACGCAUGAUGACAUCACAGCGCAUGGCCUCUCAGCCCAUGGGACCACGCCCGACCUCCGCAGCAGCAGCCACCGCCGCCGCGCCCGUGAGACCCGUCCAGCAGUACAAGUACACCCCAGGGGUCAGGAACACACAGCAGCACAUGGGUGCUCAGGUGCCCAUGCAGCAGGCCGCUGUACACGUGCAGGGUCAGGAGCCUCUGACCGCCUCCAUGCUGGCUGCCGCGCUCCCACAGGAACAGAAGCAGAUGCUGGGUGAGCGUCUCUUCCCCCUGAUCCAGAACAUGCACCCCACCCUGGCGGGUAAAAUCACCGGCAUGCUGCUGGAGAUCGACAACUCGGAGCUGCUGCACAUGCUGGAGUCCCCCGAGUCCCUGCGCUCCAAGGUGGAUGAAGCCGUAGCCGUACUCCAGGCUCACCAGGCGAAGGAAGCAGCUCAGAAGUCUGUGGGCAGCACCGCAGUUCCUGCUGUUUAAUACAGGAUGAUUCUCUCUGCUGCGCCGCUUCACCCAGACUGAGAAACGGAAGAAAAUUUCAGAUUAAACGUCUAAAAUAAAAUGAAAAACAUAAAAACCUUUUAAAGAGAGCUGGAGUUCACACGCCGGGUCUGCAGACACCACGUCCAGACCCUGACCUGUCAAAAACCUCAAAAAAAUAGUAAAAUCAGUAAAAAAUCUGAAUUGAGCUAAAUGAAUUUGAUCAUUCCAUUUUGUUUUUAUUCCUUUGCGGUGUGAAAGCGCAGGACGUGGACGAGUUCACUCUCCAUCACUGCGCCAUUACAAUGAAUAAUAAAGAUUUAAACCUUU